AUGCACUCUGUGUUCUGGGUUCAUCUUUGAGCUAAGCUUUCUAGCUCUGGCCUUGUCUUUAAUCAGCUCAGUGUGCUGCAAUCAUGAAGUUCUCCUACUUUCUGCUGCUGCUCCUCUCUCUAUCCAACUUCCAGAACAACCCAGUUGCUAUGCUUGACACAAUAGCAUGUAUUGAGAAUAAAGACACCUGUCGCCUCAAGAACUGCCCACGCCUUCAUAAUGUAGUUGGCACCUGUUAUGAAGGAAAAGGCAAGUGUUGCCACAAAAACUGAUGAUACGUCAGAACUUGCAAGAAGAAAGUGAAACCAUUGCUGUAAUAAAGGAAAACAUACUGAA
Mus musculus (house mouse) is the source of this 336-nucleotide messenger RNA. It is a transcript of the gene Defb37, whose product is annotated as defensin beta 37. Lineage: Eukaryota; Metazoa; Chordata; Mammalia; Rodentia; Muridae. Gene Ontology annotation, cellular component: extracellular region. The coding region runs from base 84 to 272 and encodes 62 amino acids. The transcript is spliced from 2 exons. The record is from RefSeq and is marked validated. Gene Ontology annotation, biological process: defense response.